This is a messenger RNA of Lonchura striata (white-rumped munia), 2176 nucleotides long. It is a transcript of the gene RNF180, whose product is annotated as ring finger protein 180. Gene Ontology annotation, cellular component: endoplasmic reticulum membrane. Gene Ontology annotation, molecular function: ubiquitin protein ligase activity; metal ion binding; ubiquitin conjugating enzyme binding. NCBI's taxonomy places the organism in Eukaryota, Metazoa, Chordata, Aves, Passeriformes, Estrildidae. The record is from RefSeq and is a predicted model, not a curated record. Gene Ontology annotation, biological process: norepinephrine metabolic process; protein polyubiquitination; positive regulation of proteasomal ubiquitin-dependent protein catabolic process.
CCUGCCGAGGGCGGCGGCCGCGCUGGCGGAGCGCUUUCCGCCGCCGUUUGUCUCCCGUCUCUUCCCGUUCGCGGGAGCUGCUGCUGCUGCGCAGCCCGUCCCCGCCCGUCCGGUCGCUCCAGUGCCGUCGCCUCCUCGUCGCAGCCUCGCACGGCGCGGCCCGGUCAACAUACAAAGCUGCAAAAUCCCAAGCUGGCAUAAUGAACAGCCAAGAGGCUGGUGUUCUCUGUUGCUGGAAAUGUAGGAAAUAUGUAGCAAAUUCUGUUUUUCUUGCAAAAUGUAAUGGGAAGAAAACAUCCAAAAUAUCACAACCUUCAGCUGCCGCUCAGAAUUUUUGCAAUGUAUGGCAUGUGAGCUUAGAAGCCAUUCCAGAGUGGGUGAAAUGUGUCGUUGAAAAGGCACAGUGGACAAUUGGAAAACUGCACUGUCCAUUCUGUGAGGCCUGCUUAGGGGGCUGUAACUUUGUUUGCAACAAAGAAUGUUCCUGUGGACAGUUAGUAAAUAUACAUUUCUUCAAAAUUUGGACUGAGAAUCCAGUUAAAUUGCCAAAAUCACCAGAGAAAAAUUUGCUUCUCAAAAUUCAGUCUGGUUUUAACAAGGAUACCUGCCAUGAAGUGGUAACUGCAACUUUGGAAAUCAUAAAUCAAGGGCUUUCUUACACAGCUGGAAGUAAUAAUAGUGCUGGAAGAUUAACAGAAGCACUUUGUCUAGAACUAACAGCUCCCAGAUAUGAGAUAGAAAGUAAAAAACUUCCCUUAAAGGCAUUAAAUAAAAAAAAAAAUCUCCUUUCUUCCUAUCCUGUAAAAGAUACAUACACAGUAAAACCUUUACACAGAAGAUCAUGUAGCUUGGAUUUAAAUAUCAGAGAAAGACUUGUUUUGUCACCUGUGUUAUAUGAAACUCGCAGCAUGGGAACACUUUACCAUGGCCAAAAUGAAAAUCCAUCUGCUUACCUACAAGGGAGCUUGCAAUUAGAGUCCAGUAGGAAAGAUGGUAGUUCUUUUCAGGAUCUGCAUAGUUCCAGGGCUGACAUACUACAAAACAAAUUUCAGGUUACUUCCAUUAUCACAUUACUACACAGAGAUACUGAAAGUGAAUGUGAUUUUGAAGUUACUGGACAGUCUUCUGGGAGUGUCAUUGCUGAUGGGUCACCAUUUGUGAUGAAUCUUUCCUCACCUACAAGGGCUGUAGAAGAUAAACAGUACAUCACAUCUCAUGGUCUUGUGCAGCCUAUGAGCAUUUCCUUCAACCGAAAGCUGAGUAAGAGAGAAAGAAACAGGUCAAAAAGCCUGAGGAGAAAACACAGAAUGAUAGAGCAAUGUCUACAGAAGCAACCUGCAAAUGAUAACCUGCAUACAAAUGAUGAGCGUGAACUCAGAGGAGAUAAAGAAAGCUAUCUCUGUGCUGUGUGCCUGGAUGUUUAUUUCAACCCUUACAUGUGUUAUCCAUGCCACCAUAUCUUUUGUGAACCUUGCUUAAGGGUGCUUGCCAAAGACAAUCCAGCCAGCACUCCAUGUCCACUGUGUCGCACUACAAUUGCCAGAGUCUUUUUCCAAACAGAUCUGAAUAACUGUACCAGAUCUUUUUUCCCUAUGGAAUAUUUGAAUCUAAAGGAAAAUUUUCAAAAAUCCAAUUCUGCUAAAUGGCCUCUACCAAACUGCAAGAAAGCAUUCAAAGUUUCUGAAGCAGGUUUUCGAAGGCACUCAACUACUGUAACAAGGAGGCAUUUCCCACAUGCUGCUCACAGGAUGGAUUAUAUGGACUUCGAGGAUGAUAGCUGUGGAUGGCGGUUUGAUAUGGACAUGGUGAUCAUCUACAUUUAUUCACUCAACUGGAUAAUAGGAUUUAUUGUUUUCUGUUUCCUUUGUUAUUUCUUUUUCCCUCUUUAGGCUGUAGAAGUAACAGUUAAGGAAAAUGACAGCCAUGUGAACAAAAAAAUUGUGAAUAGAAAAAUAUUGGAAAAAGGUAAAAUGUUGGAUACUGCAUUUUUAUCAUUCAGAAUUGGAAUAGACUUCAUCAAGCAUGCUGUGAAGCUGUUCAAUACUUCUGCUAUAUGUGACAAAGUACUUGAGUUUGGUUACUGAUGUAAUGUGAAAUCCACAUCAUAGUUCAUUCAGUGUGAGUUUUGCCUUUGGGAGAUUUUGAUGGGAAAAGAACUUACCCCUAAUUUGUAAAA